CUGAGGAGGUGGGCGAGGCUAGCGGUGCUCUUCGAACCGCCCCCUUUGCUUCUGUUCUUUGGGAAGGCCAUUUUGAGGCCUCUACUAUCAACCACUUCAAAGAAAAAUGCGAGACAGUCAUAGUACUUGUGUUCCUCCUACACUCACGGCUGUAGUGAAGCCAGGGAGCGCACGACAACGUAGCACGCAGGGUGCUUUGGUUACUGGUGGUUCUACACAGGGGCUUGAGAGGGAAUUUUCCACGACAACCUUGAAAAUUUCGCAGCAGCCAUUUUUCCUGCUACGCAGAGAAGAACAAGAAGCAUUCUUCAAUCUCCUAGAGGAUGGCUUGGUACAAGACUUCCUGUCCACAGACACGUGUUACAGAAUCUCAGAUAAGUAUCUUAUAGCCAUGACUAUGAUGUACUUUAAACGAGCUGGCCUACAGACAAAAGAAUAUACACGGAUCAAUUUCUUCAUAGCUCUGUACUUAGCCAAUGACAUGGAAGAAGACACGGAAGACUAUAAAUAUGAAAUCUUCCCCUGGGCCCUUGGCGACAACUGGAGGAAACUAUUUCCACAAUUCUAAAUGAGAGAUGGCUUUUGGGCUAAAAUGAAGUACAGAGCGUUUGUUAGCCAGCGAUGUUGUGAUGAGAUAAUGCUGAGAGAGCCCUCUCACUGGGCCUGGUCCCGUGAACGGGCGUCUCACCACAGCGGGCUGAGGAGUUACCUGAAGAAUGAAGACGACUCUUCCCCAGAGGGCCUGGUGUUACGCCCCCGGUGUGCCUUUUCUUCUGCCUGGCUGAACUAG
Messenger RNA from Thamnophis elegans (Western terrestrial garter snake), 790 nucleotides. It is a transcript of the gene SPDYC, whose product is annotated as speedy/RINGO cell cycle regulator family member C. Gene Ontology annotation, biological process: positive regulation of cyclin-dependent protein serine/threonine kinase activity. Lineage: Eukaryota; Metazoa; Chordata; Lepidosauria; Squamata; Natricidae. Gene Ontology annotation, molecular function: protein kinase binding. The record is from RefSeq and is a predicted model, not a curated record.